GCGCUGGAAAAAAAAACAGGAAAUGUCUCUUUUGAUUUCUCUCGGCUAAUGGACCCUUCCGCCUCCCUCCCUGCCUAAAUAGUUUGACCUCUUUAGAGAGAAAAAGAGGGCCUGAAGGACAGGUUGGCAGAAGCUGGAGCUAACAGCUGGCGCUCACUCCGCUCCCGGGAUUUGAACCUGGGACCUUUCGGUCUGCAAGUUCAGCAGCUCAGUGCUUUAACACACUUCGCCACCGGGGCUCCUUGUAACUAUGGUGAAUAUCCUCCAGCUUGUGCGAGAUCACUGGGGCCUGACAUUGGUUCCAAUUGGAUUUGUGGUGGGAUGUUACUUUGACAGGAGGAAUGAUGAGAAACUGAGCCUCUUCAGAAACAAAAGCAAAUUAUAUCACAGGGAAUUGAAACCUGGAGAAGAAGUCACAUGGAGAUAAUUUUUCAAACGAGAAAUCGUUCCAUACUAUUACAUUCACGUGUUGAAGAAAUGUAUGAACGAUUGUGUCAUCAAGUGAAACAAAAAUUGUUAGUCCCAGGCCAUCUAUUAAAUUCAUGACUUUAGCAGGAGCUUAAUAAGUUACUUUUAAGAAGAAACACACAAUGUUUACUCCAAUUAUGAAUGGCUUCAGUAUGUCAUUACAUUCAUUUUUCUUUAUCCUAAAAUUAUAAAGUUUGUAUUUCUGGAAUUUCUUCUCUGGGGUCAUCCACAUGAAAUCUUCUUUUUCCAUGUUUAAAUAAAAAUAAGUUGACAACCAUUCUAAAAAGUA
Molecule: messenger RNA, 757 nt
Organism: Anolis carolinensis (green anole)
Lineage: Eukaryota; Metazoa; Chordata; Lepidosauria; Squamata; Anolidae
Gene: ndufb1
Product: NADH:ubiquinone oxidoreductase subunit B1
Exons: 4
Coding region: 251-427 (58 amino acids)
Cellular component (GO): mitochondrion
Source: RefSeq, a predicted model, not a curated record